Messenger RNA from Stomoxys calcitrans (stable fly), 2568 nucleotides. It is a transcript of the gene Cog7, whose product is annotated as conserved oligomeric Golgi complex subunit 7. The record is from RefSeq and is a predicted model, not a curated record. The transcript has 2 exons. The coding region runs from base 100 to 2379 and encodes 759 amino acids. NCBI's taxonomy places the organism in Eukaryota, Metazoa, Arthropoda, Insecta, Diptera, Muscidae. Gene Ontology annotation, biological process: Golgi organization; retrograde vesicle-mediated transport, Golgi to endoplasmic reticulum; intracellular protein transport. Gene Ontology annotation, cellular component: COG complex.
ACAGCUGAGGGCUAGUUUGUUGGUGACGUUUCGGCUAAGGAAAAUUAAAAACAAACAAUUAAAUUCAAUUUUGAUUUUUUCUUUGAUUUGUAAGUCCAAAUGGAUAUUUCAACACUAUCUGGGGAUUCCUUUGAUGCAGUUGAUUGGAUAAAUGACAAUUUUAAAAAGUAUUGCGACGAAAACAGUUCAGCGGCAACCAAAGGCGAUGCCGGCGCUGGAGACAUUGAGGCUGUUGACUUUAUCAACACUUAUGUUUCCAAGUUGCAGCUUUAUGUCCAACAAGUUAAUUACGCUGUUGAAGAGAGUAGCCAUGAAUUGGUAGCCAAUUUACCAAGAAUAGUUAAGGACGUCAAAGCACUUCAUUCGGAUGUUCGGGAGUUGCAAGGCCGCAUGUUGGAGAUGCGUCAAGAAGUGGCCGCUGUCCAAGAGGAAACUGGUGAUUGUAUGGCUACUUUGGAAAAACUAAACACUAAACAAACCAAAUUGCAAGCAGCCAAGGAAUCACUACAAGAAUCAGAUGGAUGGGGCAAGCUUCUGUCUGAAUUGGAGGACAGCUUCGAGAGGAAUGAUUUGAAGAGCGUUUGCGAUAAAAUAUCUGCCCUUCAGAAGAGUUUGCAAGCCCAGGAACAAUUACCCGGACACGAAGAACGAAAGUCUCAAGUUGAGGAUUUUAAAAAUCGUCUUGAGGCCCUAGCUUCGCCUUCAUUGGUGCAGUGUUUCGCCGAAGGUAGUGUCGAACAAGCUCAACGCUAUGUCAGAAUCUUCGAGACAAUCCAAAGAAAAGCUCAAUUGCUGCAAUACUAUAGGGCCGUACAGAAAACAGCGCUACAGCAACAGUGGAAACAGACAUUGGAAAUACAAGCAACAGAAACAGCUGGACAACAACAGCAUUUCCUGAAUCUUUUUUACGAUCAAUUGCUAGAACAUUGCCAGAAACAAGUGAAGUGGUGCUCCCAAGUAUUUGGCCCUGACGUUGAAGAUGGCCUGCAACCCUUCAUGAUGCUUGCUGAGCUGCUGCCAGCCUUACAACCCUCUCGAGAUAAUCAUAUACUGCAAAUGCUAAAAACCUGUAAUGAGCGUCUAGAACUCUUACAGCAAUUCGCUCAUGCAAAUCAUACAUUUGUCUUGCAAUUGAACGCGUAUCUGGAGCAAUCUUCUAUAAAGUUGUCGCCCGAUUUACGCCAUCAGCUUGGCCAAGCUAUAUAUGAGUACUUUCACAAGUUCAUUCAGCAAUAUCCACGCCUGGAAGAGACUCAUCUGUCCACACAAGUGGAUAAAGUGUUAGUUAGUCAACCCCAUGCCAGUGAUGCAGUGCGCCAUUUGAGAGAUAUCACCAAUAAAUUAUUUGAUUGGCUUCACGAAUCCCUAGGAAGAUGCGCCAAUAUUACCAGUGACUUAGCUUUGUGUAAAAUGAUUAAUCUUUUGGGUGGCAUUUUCAAGCGUUUAUUGGAACAAUUUUCGAAGACCCAAAGACAACUGACACUAAAUAUUGGCUCAAAUGCCAACAACCUAAAUACCGAUAGCAAUUGGUCCAUGUUGCAAUACACUUUAGCCUUGUUGGAGUGCCUGGCGGACUACCAUCAGAAACUACAGAAAUUUGAAAAAACAUUGCAAGAGCGUUUGCUUCAAUUGGAACAUAAGCUUAGGGAGUCACCACAGACUACAAGCAUUAACAUCUACCAGACUUUUGAGUCCGGCGAACAACAACGUAUAUUAAGCGCUAUUGCAGAGUUCCAGCAGAAACGUUUGGAAGCAAAUCCAGAUAAUCCCACUGCAAAUUUGGGUAUAUUCUCAAAUAUCUACGAAUCCCUGAAGACCUUUUUCUGCGAGACCCAUGACAUUACUCUGAGCAUUCUUUUGCAGCCAUUGGAGUCUCAUUUAUCCCAAAUACAACCUCCUCAUCAAUUGCAACAAGGACACAUGCAAGACAUGCCAGCUUUUAGUUUUGCUCCCCAGGAAUGCAUUACACAAAUUGGGCAGUAUCUCCUCACACUGCCCCAGCACUUAGAGCCAUUGCUGUUAGCUCCAUCCGCUUUAUUAAAAAUGGCCUUGGAAAUGUGCCAUAUCAAAUAUGCCCAGCCCAUACCUUCGGCUGACAUAUUGCUCUCGCUGGUCGUAGCCCAGUGCUGCGUUCUUUAUCAAUCGCAAAUUUUACAAAUAAAAUCUUUGUCUAACGCCUCUUCAAAACAGCUUGCGGUCGACAUUGAAUAUCUCUCGAGCGUAGUUGAGGAAUUGGGCUUGACUUUAAAUACAUCUCUGCAACAAAUCUUAACUCUACUCAAAGCCUCGCCGGACAAUUAUUUGUCUUUGAGUGCCGGCUGUGAGCCACGUUUAGUAAUGGCAAUAAGACAAAUGCGCAAUAUAAUAUCAACGCAGUAAGUGUACCCGCUCGUCUUGUUUUUCUUAAAGAAAAGCAAUUAAUUAUGGCAAUAUGCGUCUAUGUUUCUAAUCAGUAUGCAACAAUAAAAUCAUACUUAUGUAGGCAUUCCAGAGAACUCUUGUUAUGUGCAAUAGCCGUAAUUUACAUAGUCUAGAAAAUCACAAACCAUUAAAAACCUUGUUUACCAA